CCCUAUGAACAAUGUCCAUGUUCCAUCGGAAGUCGAGUUUCUUCGCUCCAGCUCCAGUAGCUGUGGUAGGGCUUCAGCCACUCAAGUGAAUAGGAAGAGGAGAAAAGGCAGGAUUGGAUUACAUUGAACUCGAAUCCCUUCUUUAAAAGAGUGUAUUCCCUUUACUUAAGAGCUAACGGUGCGGUGCUGGGAAGCGAAGAAAGAACGUAAGCACGCCAUCCAAUACCUAUUCUGCCCUCGAAAACACUUAUUCAAGGCGCCUAUUCAAUACCUAUGAGAAGCCCGAUACAUACCUAUAGCAUCUAAAAGGAAUAACACUAGGUAAUCUUCCUCAGAACGGGAAUGCUAUACCCUACCAAGUAAAGCAACUCCAACUGUCACUGCAACUGGCUCGCAAACUCUUCCUGCUUAGGGAUACAACCUAUGGAAACUCCCAAUGGCUGACAAACCAUUGCUAGAGUAUGCCCUUGGCCCAGUUGAGCAAGCUAAAUGGUGUUUGCCUAUUGCAUCUUACUGGGGCGAGGACAAUCAAUGGAAGUGGGAGGAGUUCCCCUCUAUCCUUCCCUUCCUUAUGAAGUGGUGCAAAAAAGUUCAGCUGUUCACGUUAUUAAGAAGAACGAUGUUGAAGAUACAAUUCAUCUAGUGGGCCGUUCUCGGUGACGGGUAUGACCUUUUCUUCUGCAAUGUAUUAGGUAUUUCAACAAAAGAUGAAGGCGGUAAGCUACAUGCUGUCUAAACUCGGAAGGAAGUCCAUCUUCGUUAAGCUGCACUCGUAGGGUUAGUAGCUCAGAUCUGGUAGUGGUAUGUACGUACUAGGUCUAAGCGGUAAGUUGGAAUUGAGUUUAGAAAAGAAAAGUUCUUUUCAGCCAAAGCUAGCCUUUUUUUCCCAUCUGUCUAUUAGUGAAAGCUCCUGGCAUUUUGUAGA
Rubroshorea leprosula is the source of this 925-nucleotide messenger RNA. NCBI's taxonomy places the organism in Eukaryota, Viridiplantae, Streptophyta, Magnoliopsida, Malvales, Dipterocarpaceae. The record is from the annotation of a GenBank genome assembly.